CACACACACACACACCCAACCAUGUACAAGUUCCUGCUCAUUGCUGCCCUUUUGCCAGCUGUCGUCUUCGGACAGACCCCGUUCCGGCCAUGUUCCAACGGUGCCCCGACACCGGCAUCGCUCAUCGUUGAGGGAUGUACGUCGCUUCCGUGCACAAUCACUUCUGGUGCACCGUUGGUUGCACGUGGUGUUGGUAUCGUGUCCCCGGUCAGUACCCCAACCCUUGAGGCUCAUCUGACCGCUCGUCUGCUCGGACUGGAUGUUGGAUUCGAGAUCCCGGAAGACCUGCGUGAUGCGUGCGCCGUUGGCAUCUCGGGUGCUACGUGCCCGAUUUCGGCUGGCCAGACGUUCGAUUACGAGCUGAACUACUCCAUGGAGCUGCCGCUGGUUGGCAUUACCGUACAGGUUGAGGUCGGUCUGACUGCUGCCGACGGUACCGAUGUGACUUGCAUCGAAAUUGAUGCUGCCAUCGUCGGUUAAACUAUUAAAAAUCACAAAUCCAACUUUCCCCUUUCAAUAAACCAUUU
Anopheles maculipalpis is the source of this 527-nucleotide messenger RNA. RefSeq names its product NPC intracellular cholesterol transporter 2 homolog a-like. The transcript is spliced from 2 exons. The record is from RefSeq and is a predicted model, not a curated record. NCBI's taxonomy places the organism in Eukaryota, Metazoa, Arthropoda, Insecta, Diptera, Culicidae. Bases 22 to 480 code for a protein of 152 amino acids.